This is a messenger RNA of Condylura cristata (star-nosed mole), 1034 nucleotides long. It is a transcript of the gene ASMT, whose product is annotated as acetylserotonin O-methyltransferase. The coding region runs from base 135 to 1034 and encodes 299 amino acids. Gene Ontology annotation, biological process: melatonin biosynthetic process; methylation. Lineage: Eukaryota; Metazoa; Chordata; Mammalia; Eulipotyphla; Talpidae. Gene Ontology annotation, molecular function: acetylserotonin O-methyltransferase activity. The transcript is spliced from 5 exons. The record is from RefSeq and is a predicted model, not a curated record.
GUAGUACUCCACCACGGGCUGUUCUGUUUCCCCGGUGUGGCUGUGCUGUUUCCACCUUGCCAAGGGGCUGGAUUUCUUUGUGCAAACACGUCUUCGGCCCCCCCGCCGGCCAUUCGUGGGGUGUCCACCCAGAAAUGCAACUGCCGGCUCUCCGGCCACCUGGGCUGUAUAGUGCGGGGCUCCCCGGAUCUGAAACCCGCCCUUUCGCCUCUGCCUUCCCCGAGGUUCUCUUCGCCGCCUGUGACCUGGGGGUGUUUGACCUUCUGGCUCAGGCCCCUGAGCCCCUGACCGCCGCCGCGGUGGCCGCCGGGUUGGGCACCAGCUGCAGCGGGACCGGGUUACUGCUGGACGCUUGCGUGACGCUGCGGCUGCUGGCGGUGGAGACGCGGGCCGGGCAGGCCGUCUACGCCAACACGGCGCUGUCGAGCACCUACCUGGUCAGGGCCAGCCCCACCAGCCAGCUGGACAUGCUGCGGUACCUGGGCGGCACCACCUACGUGUGCUGGGCGCACCUGGCGGACGCCGUGAGGUGGGCUGGGGCCGGGGGCACGCGGGGGCACCCGAGGACCGCAAACACCAGGUCCGAGGACGAGCGGCUGCGCUUCAUGCGGGGGCUGCAGGACGUGUGGCGUGUCCACGGGAGACGGCUGAUGGCCACCUUCGACCUGUCCCCGUUCCCGCUCAUCUGCGACGUCGGUGGCGACUUCUUCAAAGACCCCCUGCCGGAAGCUGACCUGUACAUCCUGGCCCGUGUCCUGCACGACUGGGCGGACGAGGCGUGCUUGCGGCUGCUGGCCAGAGUCCAUCAAGCCUGCCGGCCAGGCGGAGGCGUCCUGGUCAUCGAGAGCCUGCUGGACGCGGACGGGCGAGGUCCACUGCGCACGCAGCUCUACUCGCUCAACAUGCUGGUGCAGACCGAGGGCCGCGAGCGGACGCGCGUCCAGUACUGCGCGCUGCUGGCCGCCGCGGGAUUCCGGCACGUGCAGGGCGGCGCCGCGCGGAGCUCGUACGACGCCAUCUUGGCCAGGAAAUGA